Molecule: messenger RNA, 3319 nt
Organism: Macrobrachium nipponense
Lineage: Eukaryota; Metazoa; Arthropoda; Malacostraca; Decapoda; Palaemonidae
Product: ovochymase-1-like
Exons: 14
Coding region: 44-2038 (664 amino acids)
Biological process (GO): proteolysis
Molecular function (GO): serine-type endopeptidase activity
Source: RefSeq, a predicted model, not a curated record
CUGCCUCCCUCAUACCUUCGUCUGCUCUCGAAAGGUUGAAGCCAUGUGGGGUCGACUCGCUCUGUUCCUCGUCUUCCUGGUCGGUUACUUCCCGAGGUCCUCGGCUGCCUUCCGCAGGGGCCAGGUGGCUCCGGAUGACAUCGAGAACUGGAUCCAAGAAAUUAAGGAAGACAGAAGCAACCUCAUAAGAGCACACCGUGAAGUCCUCGAAGAAGGAGAGCUCACCAAGGACCAGAUCCUCGAAGAUGAAUCCACACUCAGAGCCCGACCUGGUCGACCUCGAGAAGACCCUGAGGAGCUCCCAGUCGACAUCGUGCCUCUGAAGUUGCAACUCAAGGACCCAGAGGAGAGCAUGACUCCGAAUCAUGAGGGUUCAGGGGACAUGGCCGCUGACGAAGGGUCCGCCAUGAUGGCCAGGCAGAAGAGACCACGACCUCCUCCUGAUGAAGUUCCCAUAGACAUCAUGCCCUUGAGUGCUGCUGCUGCUGCUAAGACUCGAAGGGAACCUUCGUGGAGGACGCCAAUUCUUAACGUCUUGCACAGAUUCAAGUUCCCAGUCUUCGACGUGACGUCGAGGGAGAAGGUCGGUGACCUACCUGCCAUCGAGGAGGAACCCGGUGUUCCCAUGGACACCCGCCCACUGAGCCUGAGGCAGAGUCCUACUCCCGUCGAAGCAGACCGGAAGGCAACAAUAUGCGGGGGAACUUUUCACGGACUGAGUGGAAUCAUCAACUCGCCUGAUUAUCCUUUCAAUUAUCCAAACAACAUCAGAUGUGUCUUCCAAAUCAUUCUGGAACCAGGAUACACAGUUGGACUUGACUGCAAUGACUUUUCCAUUCAACCUGGAGACAAAGACUGCGAGAAUGAUUUCAUGUCCAUUUCAGACAACGGAGGAGAAGUCGAACCUACGACGAAAUACUGUGGAGACAAGGCAAUCUCAGCUUUCUCCCAGUCCAGCAACAUGACCAUCGUGUUCCAGACGGACGGUGCCUACAGAUACAGGGGUUUCAUGUGCCGCUACAGGGCCCUCAACCCAGACGGAACAGGUGCCGAAGGAAUUGUUCACGUUAAUUCGACCGCUUCCCAACACACUGUCAUCUGCACUGGCCCAGGAGACGACGGUUGGGCUGGAAAAUGCGGCGUGAGCAACGCCAUUUCCACGAGGAUCGUAGGCGGCCAUAACAUACAAGAGCAUCAGUUUCCUUGGAUGGUUGCUGUCUUGAAGGAGUGUGGAAAGGACCAUGAGCAUUACUGCCACAUCUGCGGUGGGACGGUCAUCCACACUCAGUGGAUCCUGACUGGUGCUCACUGCUUGGUCAGUGUGCCUGUGGAGACGAUUGCCCUGCUACUCGGAGACCACAACCUCUACACCCUGACGCCGUCUCAAAAGUUCUUCCGCGUGGAGGCGGUCUAUGUACAUCCGGACUUCAACGUACCAUCGCCCCUCAAUAAUGACGUUGCUUUGGCCAAGUUGCCACAGAAUAUGGCGUUCAACAAGUACAUCUCUCCAAUCUGCAUGCCUCCGAGGAGUUACGUGGACUUACUGAAUCUGAUUCCGAGGAAAAUCAACGGCGGUCAGGCGACGACGACAACGCCCCCACUGGGUCGUCGUGACGUUAGACAAGGUCAAACGACAGAGGUUCCUCUCUCCCACAAGGUCAUCCACGAAAACCUCGACGGACGUAACGUCUCGAUCUUCGGCUGGGGCACGAUCAACGACGACGCCACGGUCUCGCAGACACUGAGGGGCGUGUCCGUGACAGUCCUGCCCAACGAGGAAUGUGAUUACUACUACGGCGUUAUGACUGAUACCAUGAUGUGUACCUCAGGGGAUGGUGGUCACGGGCCUUGCCAGGGCGACAGCGGAUCGCCCGCCCAGAUCCAGAUGGUCGACGGGCGGUGGAUCCAAGUGGGCGUCCUGGCCUUCGGCGCCGCCUACGGGUGCGAGGUGGGGUAUCCUUCGGGGAACGUCCUCCUCCCCGUCUUCGUCGACUGGAUCGAGUUCGUGACCGGCGUCGACUUCGGCGAGUAUUACUAGGACUAGGAAGACUAGGACUAGUUUGAGGAGGUCUCCGCGCGACGGAGAGCUUUGGCUGGGAUUAGCGAGUGAGGGGAGGCUGUUUUCUUGGCUAUUUUAGCUAAAUUGUUCGUUAGAAUUGAGUUUCUUUUAAGACUGAAUUAAAAAAAAUCUUUAUGUCUUGAGAAGUGAGGUCAAUUAGAGAUAUUUUACCUCUUGACAUCUGCCAUAGGUUCAAGAUAUUCUCUUACAUACAUUGGAAAUAACCAAAACUAUUUUUAAAUCAUUAAACGAAACUUUUUUUUUAUUAAUAUUGAAUAAAAAACACCUUUUUAUCUUCAAGACUGAGGUAGAUAAGAAGCAUUUUCUUUCAGAAAUUCUGAAUAAACAAAAAAAAAAACACCUUUGUAUCUUGAGAACUGAGGUCAAUUAGAGAUAUCUUACGUGAAAAAUAACAAAAAAUACAUUUUCUCUUUAAAUCUGCGAUAGGUCAAAGAUAUUUUCUUUCCUACAUUGGAAAUAUUAAAACUAUUUUUAAACCAUUAGAAAAUUGUGAUGUAUAUGAAUGAGAUUUUUAAAAACUAAUAAUGAAUUAAAAAAAACACCUUUUUAUCUUAAAGAUAGGUAGAUAUGAGGCAUUUUCUUUCAGAAAUUGAAAAUUGAAAAAACUUAUAUUUUUAUCAUUUAUAUUUUGUUUAAAUAAUGGGAUAAUUGCGAUAAAUAUGGUUGAGAUUUUGUUUUAAAUAAUGACGAAGAAAAGGCUUUAUCAUAUGUAAAAACUAAGAUGGAUAAAAGACAUGUUUUUUCAUAAAUAGAACAUUAAAUUUUUUUUUUAAAUAUGAGAAAAUUGUUCUAAAUAUGACAGAUAUUUUUUUUCAUUCUGAAUAGAAAAUAAAUCUUUGAAAACCGAGCCAGAUCCGAGACACUUUGUUUCAUAAAUAGAAAAUAUAUAAAAAAGAAUCUUGAAAUCAUUAGAGAAUUAGUUUAAAUGAAACUUUUUAAUUUCUGAGUAAUUUUCAAUCAAGACAAAUUUCUUUUAAGUAUUUGAGUCAAUGGAGGUAAGAAUUAGGUUUUUGAAAAGAAAAAGAAUAAAACAUAAAACUACAAAGAUGAUAAAUACUAACAAAAAACUCAUCGAGAAAAUAUAAAAUGAAUAUAUUUUCCUCCUAUGUAAUAACCAUCUAUGGAGCACAAUAUGGCAACACGUAGAGGUAAAGGAAAAAACUGUACAUAAAUGGAGCUAACUGUGAUAUUAUUAUGUUUUAUUGUUAUAUACAUUGUUGAAUAAACGUGUGAAGCAUU